This is a messenger RNA of Trichechus manatus latirostris (Florida manatee), 2204 nucleotides long. RefSeq names its product glycoprotein VI platelet (gene GP6). The record is from RefSeq and is a predicted model, not a curated record. Bases 139 to 2091 code for a protein of 650 amino acids. The transcript is spliced from 16 exons. NCBI's taxonomy places the organism in Eukaryota, Metazoa, Chordata, Mammalia, Sirenia, Trichechidae.
GAAGGAAUCUUUCUGCUUCACCCUUCACAUUUGUUGAUUGCCUGGUUGAUGGAAGAAAGGAAGAAAAUUUGUGUUUAUGGAAGUUCAGAAAAGGUGAAGAUUGUGCUGCAUGCAGGACGUCUGGGCUGAGACACUACCAUGAUCCCCGGGCUCAUUUUCCUACUUUCCCUUGGACUUUGUCUGGAUCAAAAGAUACGCGCCCAGAAUGGUUCUGUUUCUUUCCCAGUGAUCAAACCCUCCAUCUGGGCAGUGCCAGGUGCUGUGGUUCCCCAGCACAGUUCUGUGACCAUCUGCUGUAGGGGACCUCCAGGAAUGACUACUAUGCGUCUGCAAAGAGCAGAAUUCACAGAGUGGGAUGACAAAAUCCCACAUGGAGCCCAGGAGGUUGUCAAGUUCUCCAUCCAGGAUGUGACACAAAUCCAUGCAACGAUUUAUUACUGUGAAUACUGGAAGGAAGGAACCUGGUCAGGAAUCAGUGAUCCACUGAAGCUGGUGGUGACAGGAGUUUUCAAAGACAUACCCUCUUUGACUGCUCAUCCAGGUCCCCGUGUGACCUCAGGAGAGAAUGUGACCCUACUUUGUCACUCAGUUUAUCACUAUGACAUCUUCCAUCUGUACAAAGAUGGAAGAAAUGCCUUCUCCCUGGACUAUUUCCGUCAGGACCAUAACACCUUCCUCGUCUCCCCUGUGACUCUGACCAGUGAGGGCACCUACAGAUGCUGUGGUUCUUCUAAACCACACCUUCUCCUCUGGUCACUGCCCAGCGAAACUCUUGACCUUUUGGUCACAGAUCCAUAUGGUCUUGAACAAGGAUACACUCACAUUUUGAUUGGGGUCUCAGCCGCCGUUGUCUUUAUUCUUCUCUUCCUCCUCCUCUUUUUUCUUUGCUGUUGGUAUCAGGCCAAACACAUAGGAGCCACUGAUGGUGAGACCAAGAACCAAGUGAAGUAUAAGAGCUCCAGCCCAUUUCUGGAUGUCCAGGAAGAUAAUCAAUAUGCUGCCUUUAAGGACUUCCAACCUGAGGAGGAUGAACAGAUGGAUACGCAGGUCCUCACAGCAGAAGACCCCGAAGAAGUGACCUAUGCCAUGCUGCAACAGGAAACCCUUAUGAGGAGUGUGGAUCUGCUGUCCUCCAAUACCCUCUGGGAUGCCUCUCAACAGCCUUGUGUGUAUGUCACCCUCGCCUUGCCCUUCCCCCUCCCCAAGCCCUCCCUCCAGGCCUCCCCCAGUGCCCUGGUACCUCUGAAGAAGUCAGUGGUCAUCCAAUGCCAGGGGCCUCCGGGUGUGGACUUGUACCGCCUGGAAAAACUGAAACCCAGGAGUUAUGAGGAUCAGGCAGUUCUUUCCAUCCCGGUCAUGAAGGAGAGUUUCGCCGGACAGUACCGCUGCUCCUAUCAGAACGGGACCCUCUGGUCUCCACCCAGUGACCUGUUGGAUCUGGUUGCUACGGGAGUUUUUUCCAAGCCCUCACUCUCAGCCUGGCCCAGCUCAGCAGUGUCACCAGGAGGGGAUGUGACCUUAUCAUGUCAGGCUCAGUAUGGCUUUGACCGCUUUGCUCUGCACAAGGAAGGAGACCCUGGGCCCUCCAAGAGCCCUGAGAGGUGGUACCAGGCCGAAUUCCCCAUCAUCACUGUGACUGCUGCCCACAGUGGGACCUACCGAUGCUACAGUUUUUCCAGUUCAUCCCCAUACUUGUGGUCGCACCCUAGUGACCCCCUGGAGCUCGUGGUCACAGGAACCUCUGUGACUCCCAGCUGGUUAUCUGCAGAGCCAUCUUCCUUUGUAUCAGAAUUCCCAGAAGCCUCCAGAAAACUGACCAUCUCACCUAUGAACAAAGGCUCCACAACCAGGACAUCUAAGAACACUGUCUUUUCAACAGAAUCAGGCUCUCCAACUGGCCCUCCACACCAGCACUACACCGAGGCCAAUUUGGUCCGGAUAUGCCUUGGUGCUGUGAUUCUAGUACUCCUGGUGGGGAUUCUAGCAGAAGACUGGCACAGCCGGAAGAAACUCCUGGUGCACAGAGUCAGAGCUGUCCAAAGACCACUCCCACCACUCCUGCAGACCCAAAAAUUACAUCAGUCAGGAUAGAGGUCAACCAAAUGCACAUAGCUAUGGGUGCCACCAUUAGAACCACAGGCACGGUCAUAUCUAAGAGAGGGAUCAUGUGAGUGUGUGGAGAGUGAGAAAGAAGGUAGAGGCUG